Molecule: messenger RNA, 1224 nt
Organism: Cicer arietinum (chickpea)
Lineage: Eukaryota; Viridiplantae; Streptophyta; Magnoliopsida; Fabales; Fabaceae
Source: RefSeq, a predicted model, not a curated record
GCUAAAGAACAAACAAGAAUACUUUCUCUCUUCAAAUCUCAUUCUCAGUACAAGUUACAUUUUACACCAUAAAACAUAUUCUCUUUAAUUAUUAUUCUUUUUCCUCUUUAGAUCUUUAACUGUUUUAAUUUAUCUCAUUCCCUAUGUUUCUAUUAAUAUAGUUUCAUAUAUUAUCAAGAACACAAUUCAUUGGGGUUGAUUAUUUAUUUCAAUUAAUCCCCCCUCGUUUUCUCAAAUCCCAAAUCAAUACCAAAAAUCAAAUCGUUAUAUUACUUCAAUGUCGUCCUCAAAUUCACCAUGUGCAGCGUGCAAGUUUCUCCGACAAAAGUGCACACAAGAAUGCUACUUCGCACCCUACUUUUCGCCGGAUAAUCCACAACGAUUCGCUUCCGUUCACCGCGUCUUCGGUGCAAGCAAGGUUGCCAAGCUCUUAAAAGAGCUUCACGCCGAGGAUCGCGAAGACGCGGUGAAAUCAUUAGCAUACGAGGCUGAGUCUCGUAUACGAGACCCAGUCUACGGAUGUGUUGGUUUCAUCUCGGUCCUCCAACAGCGUUUAAAAGAAAUUCGAAAUGAACUUCAGAUAGCGAAAAAAGAACUUUUGAAUUACAAUUUUAACCCUCAAACUAUGAAUUACCUUUUGGCUAAUCCUGGAACGGUUAUCAUGCCUCAGCAGCAGCAGCAGCAGCAAUGGAACCCGCAAUUUGCGGGUUUGAAUAACGGAUCUAACAACUUCGGUAAUGAUACAGUUGGAGGAGUAGGAGAGUUAGUUGUUUCUGAUGCUCAGCAGCAUCAGGAACAAGAGUUUCUAGAAGCUCAGCGGUUUGUUGCCGCUACUCAACAAGAGUAUUUUCUUAGGUUAGGUGGUGGUGGUGUCGGUGUCGGUGUCGGUGUGGCUUCUUCAUUGGGUAUGGGAAAUUUUGAAAAUGGUGGUGGUGAUUAUUAUCGGAUUGAACAACAAGGUGAAGAACAACAACAAAAUUAUGUUGCUCUUGGGAAUGGUCAUCCUAUUGAGGCACAACUAAUGUUUUCUCCACAAAAUCAGGAAACUAGUGAGGAUGGUAGGAGCGUUGGUAGUGCUCAUCCUUCUUGUAAUUGAUUUAAUGGUUUCGUUUUAAUUGUUUUGUUUUGUGGAAAUUCAGAAUAUUGCAUGGAUUUGGUAAUAUGUAAAUGGUGAUCAUAUAUAUCUUUAGCUUUAUAUAAAUAUGAAUAAAAGUACUAACGAAA